Messenger RNA from Otolemur garnettii (small-eared galago), 976 nucleotides. RefSeq names its product mitochondrial ribosomal protein L12 (gene MRPL12). Gene Ontology annotation, molecular function: structural constituent of ribosome. Gene Ontology annotation, cellular component: ribosome; mitochondrial large ribosomal subunit. The transcript is spliced from 5 exons. Gene Ontology annotation, biological process: mitochondrial transcription; translation. Bases 104 to 700 code for a protein of 198 amino acids. NCBI's taxonomy places the organism in Eukaryota, Metazoa, Chordata, Mammalia, Primates, Galagidae. The record is from RefSeq and is a predicted model, not a curated record.
CAGCGGCUAGAGCGUCCUUCCACCACUCGAAUGCCCAGCACCGUGGCGGCUAGAGCGUCGCCUCCUCCAGGGGAGCCGCGUGUGACCUUCCAGCGGCGCGCAGAUGCUGCCGGUGACCGCUCGCCCCCUGUUGGGGCAGUGUCUCGGGUUUCGGGGCGCUGCGCUCCGUCUCGCCAGGCAACAGGUGCCAGGUGUCUGUGCAGUGCGACAGAUGAGGAGCAGCAGCCAACGGAAGGGUGAGGCCCUGGCCGGUGCUCCACUGGAUAACGCCCCCAAGGAGUAUCCCCCCAAAAUCCAGCAGCUGGUCCAGGACAUUGCUGGCCUCACGCUCCUGGAGAUCUCAGAUCUCAAUGAACUUCUGAAGAAAACGUUGAAGAUCCAGGAUGUGGGCCUCAUGCCGACGGGUGGGGUGGUGCCUGGUGCUGUCCCCACUGCAACAGCCCCGGAGGUGGCAGAAGAAGAUAUCCCCAAACAAAAAGAACGUACACAUUUCACUGUCCGCCUGACAGAAGCAAAGCCAGUAGACAAAGUGAAGCUGAUCAAAGAAAUCAAGAACUACAUCCAGGGCAUAAACCUUGUCCAGGCAAAGAAGCUGGUAGAGUCACUGCCCCAGGAAAUCAAAGCCAACGUCGCCAAAGCAGAGGCUGAGAAGAUCAAGGCUGCCCUGGAAGCCGUGGGUGGCACCGUGGUUCUGGAGUAAACUCUGGCUUCGAGGACUUGUGUUCAGGGUCCCUGGGACCCUGAUGGGGCCCUGCCUACUACCCAUGCUGCCCACUCUUACCCUCAGCACCAGGGAGUGGGGGAGUGACAGCUGCUGGUUCCAUGUGGACAGGUCAGCAUGGCCAGGCAGACGGACCUACUGUGUCCAGAGAGAGGGACAGCUGCUGCCUGUGUGAGACGCCAAGAGAAUGAUUCGAGGACGCUCAAGAGACAAUGUCCUCUGGUGGCCACUGAGAAAAAUACAGCUGAGAAAAUA